CAUGCACGUGAGCAGUUACCGCGGUCUCAUUGGCUGUUCACGGCUCGCGAUGGUUGUCACGGACAAUGUUACGGCAACAAGGAGUCAAGUCAGUUUGCAGGGCAGUGUUAAAACAGAAGGGGUCUGAAACAUACGUCUUGUUUGUGUCAGUUGGCUGCGUCACGUUUAAAAGGACUGUGAUGUCGGCUACAUGUUAAGGUGUGUUACGCCAGACUAAGGAGAGUGUGUGUGCGUGUCAAACCCCCUUCAGUUAAGUGGGUUAAUUGCAGUGUCAGACACGAUUUCAUUUUAUUAAAGAAGCAACAGCACCACAGCCAAACUGGACAGUGGGGAACUCCAGGGCAGUGUCGGCCCAGACUUCAUCUUGAGGCACCGAAACACUACAGAGCAUAUGUGUCACAGAGACCAGGAGACAGAGGCACAGCCCAGCGAACAGAAGGAGCAGCAACAUGGGGAUGAACAGAUGGAGUCUGAAGAGCCAUGGCAGGAGACAGAGGAUGAGGAUGAGGUAGAGAAAGAGAAGGCACCAGACGAAGGCUUCAUGGGAAUGACACCAUUACUGCAGGCGCACCACGCCAUGGAGAAGAUGGAGGAGUUUGUACACAAGGUCUGGGAAGGAAGGUGGCGGGUCAUACCCCAUGAUGUGCUCCCUGAUUGGCUGAAGGACAACGAAUACCUUCAGCACGGUCACCGGCCCCCCAUGCCGUCCUUCAGAGCCUGCUUCAGGAGCAUCUUCAGAAUCCACACAGAGACCGGGAACAUCUGGACACAUCUACUAGGUUGCCUGUUCUUCUUGUGCCUGGGCAUCUUCUACAUGUUCCGGCCCAACAUGUCCUUCGUGGCGCCCGUCCAGGAGAAGGUGGCGAUCGGCAUGUUCUUCCUGGGGGCCAUCCUCUGCCUGUCUUUCUCCUGGGUCUUCCACACGGUGUACUGCCACUCGGAAGGGGUUUCCCGUGUCUUUUCCAAACUAGACUACUCGGGCAUCGCUUUCCUGAUCAUGGGGAGCUUCGUUCCCUGGCUCUAUUACUCCUUCUACUGCUCCCCACAGCCCUGCGUCAUCUACCUGAUGGUCAUCUGUGUGCUCGGUAUCUCCGCCAUUGUGGUGUCCCAGUGUGAUUUCUUUGCCACACCCCAGUACCGGGGGGUCAGAGCAGGUGUGUUUGUGGGUCUGGGGCUGAGUGGGGUGGUACCCACGUUUCACUUCAUGAUCUCGGAGGGGUUCCUGAGGGCAACCACCAUGGGCCAGAUGGGCUGGCUCUUCCUCAUGGCAACACUCUACAUCACCGGAGCUUGUUUGUACGCUGCCCGCAUCCCCGAGAGGUACUUCCCUGGAAAGUGUGACAUCUGGUUCCAUUCCCAUCAGCUAUUUCACAUCUUGGUGGUGGCGGGGGCUUUCGUCCAUUUCCACGGAGUGUCGAACCUGCAGGAGUUCCGCUACACGGCGGGGGGCGGCUGCACGGAAGGCAACGCGCUCUAACCAGUGUGGCAGAUUGAGUCUGAAACAUACAUGCAGGAAAUAUCCAUUGUGGUCAAGAGGAUGAUGAAUCUUUUAUCCAAAUGGAGAAACGGCAACAUUGAAAAUGACUUGGUUUGAUCAGUCCAAGCUUACCACACUCCUUGGAAGAAUUGGUUUAAAUAAAUAUAUAUAUAUAUAUAUAUAUAUAUAUAUAUAUAUAUAUAUAUAUAUAUAUACACACAUACAAAGUAACUAUAAAGUAUAUAUCAAAAAACAAAAGUUUUGAUUUUACCGAAAUGUUCUAUUUAUUACAACAAAAGCAAGCUGUGAAGUUGAGAGGUGACAUCUUUUCUUUUGUUUGUUUGUUCACAAGAUCUAGCUGCUUGUAAUCCAUAAAGAAGUUUCCUGUAAAUAAGAUUUCUAACUUUCAGUUACAUAGAUUUAUAUUCUAAAAAAAAAAAAAUUGAAAAAAUAAUUGGGGGAGGGGGGUAGGAAUACAAAAUCUACAAACUUUUUUUAAAAGAAAGUGUUUGCUGGAGUACCACACACACUGUUAAUAUCGACUUUGCACAAUAAUGUGGACUGUCAUGCAGCAGGCCAGAGAAAUUAGUGCAUCCCAGCCACAUGGAGGUAUGGGGGUCGUCUCCCAAAUAUACACUUCCUCUGUGAAUGGACCUAUGAGGGGGUAGAGACCUGCUCAAGGUUUAUAUGUGCUGAAUAACUUAAGAACGGUGUCUGUACCCCUUAAAGCUACGAUAUCCCAAGAAAAAUGACUUUCUAGACGGAUUUUAAUAUGGGGAUGUAUUUUCAGGGAUUUUCUAGACAUGUUGGUCUUAAAUACAGGUUUGACUGUAUUUACAGAUGUCUUGUAUGAUCCAGUCUACUGCAGCGUUUCCAGGGGGAACAAAAAAACAAAACAAACAACAACCUAGUCGCAGGCUUUCUCUGUCUCUUUCUCCACUGUUCUGUUUGAGGCAGGGUAGAAGUAGCAAUGUUUUCCACUCAAUGCAGAUUUCCACUUGAGUCAACGGCGGUCCUUUUUGGGGGUUCAGCUUGAGCAUCGCUCCCACUGCGGAGGCGAGGCCUGGAAGCUUUUACAUUGUCUGUGAGGCGGAGGGUCAAUGUGGGAUGGGGACCGACAGCAGGUGCUUCCAUCCAUUCCCCAUCCCGCCUUCACAAUUCACUUUUUGUUUUCUAAACAGGUCCAACUGCGGUCAGACCCAUGGUAGUGUUAUCCCCAGAGCCAAGAUUCAUCUCUAGGUUUUCUGCCCUGUUUAAACUCUUUCUCUGCGUUUUUAUUUUUGACACGAGAAGUGAUUUACACUUGUAACAUUUCUCUUGUCAUUUUAAGAAAGGUGGAAAGUUUGUCGAGAAAGGAGCUUAAACAAAACAAAUGGCAAUAGAUUGAAUUAAUGGCAGCACAAUAAAAAGUACCCUUAUCCAUAAAAACCAGUAGCAUACAUACCAACAGAGACUGCUUUUCUAGUUGCACAGUGUAUGGAUUUACCAAGAGGUGCAGUUAAACACAGUAUGCAUACCCACUGUAGUCUACUGAUCAGUGAACUAUAAACUAUGUAAAUGUAUAUAUGUUUUUUGUUUUGUUUAAUGCACUUCUAUAUUUCCUGGUCCCCAAAGAUGUUCUCAAGACAGGUUAACUUGUGUGAGAUAACCUAGAAAUGCUUUCAGAGAGAGGAAAAUACAUUCAUUAAUUGUAGAGAUAAUCUGGUAAUGCACAAUAAGGUGGAAUCAAACUAGCACAAAGCUCUUGUAUGCGUAAGUAUGCAUGCAUAUACAGCUAUGGCCAAAAGUGUUACAUCACUAUAUAAAAUUAACUCAUUUUGCUUCAUAAAGUCGAAUGAAGCCUGCUGAAUAAUUUUACGUUGAUAUAUUGAAUACAUACUUUGUAGUUUUCCCAGACAAUGAAAAACGGACAAAUUGAAAAAUGUAACAUUUUGAAAUCUAACAUGAAAUACUGUAACACUAUUGUGGCUUCUGGUAGACUUCAUUGUUUUUAUUACAUGAUGUUCCAAAUUAUGUUCAUAUAGUUUAAUUUUUUUUUUAUUAUUUCCUAAAAUAAACUUUUGGCCAUAGCAGUAUGUGUAUUUGUUUCAUUGUUGUGUGAUAUUGGUACAUUCUAUAAUAGGUCUAGAAAAGUGGUCUAUUUCUGUUUCACUUGAUACCCUCAGUCAGGUAUGUACACAGAUGAAGUCAGAAUCUGAAACGUUUCUUAUAAUUUGACUGCUCCUAUUUUAUGCCUCAUUAACAAUUUCUCCCAAAAUCGAGCUCUGUUAAACAGCAAUAAUAAUGCCCUAGGUCUGGGGUUAGUUUUAUUUUUUGUUACAAAAAGUGCAAUUUUGUUGGUUUCUGGAUCCACCGCCUGUCUUAAGUUGUUUUGUCAGACAGCACAGAACUGAAACACAGUCACUGGACAGUUCGUAUUGUCAGACAACACACGACUGAAACAGAGUCACUGUGGAGAGUUCGUAUUGUCAGACAACACAGGACUGAAACAGUCACUGUGGAGAGUUCCAAGUGGCUCUUCUUGGCACACAUUUUGGAUUAGUUAAGAAUUUGGGUUUAUAUUUUUAUUUACAUUGGUGUUCAAAACUGGAUAUGUCUCAAACAUUGCAGGUAAAAAAAAUAAAAAAUCAAAAUAGAGAAUCCGUAAUGAGGUAGGGGUUUGGAAACACAUCGAUUUUUUUUUUUUUUUUUUUUUUGAACAGGCAACGAGUUUCUAAUUUUUCUAGCUCGUAACACAUUUUGUAACCUUGAUUUUCAGUGUGAACAAUGGCAUCAAGUGAUUAGAGAUUGACACAUUUUUUUAAAUUUCUGAUUUGACGGGAUGUCUCUUUUUUUAAAGCUCAAGUAUUUUUUUGUAAAACACAAUCUCAUUGUAUUUUACAUGGAAAACCAUAUUUUGCACAUGUGUGGAAUAAGGUUUUGGGUAUUUGAGAAAUUAAAAUUAAGCAUGAAUAAAUACUCAGUGUUGCGCUUCUGCAAAAUACAAUAAUGUGAAGAAAAAAGGUUUGAGGGUCUUGCUGGAUUUUUUGCUGAUUUUCUAGAUUUAUUUUCUAUUUUUUCAUGUAUGUAUAUAAUUUUGUUUUGGGUUCCACUGAAGUUUUGAAGACUGGUUUAAAAAAAAAAAAAGAAAUGGUCAAACCUGCUAACCUGCUAUAACAACCACUCAAGACACCAUCUAAAUGGUGUAUAGGGAUACAUUAAAGUGGUUUAAUAAAAUAUAUUGGUGGGCUUUAAUAGAGGUUUGACUGCAAUCCAUUCAUAAGUUAAAUUUAUAUGCCAUAUUCAACACGCGCACAAAAAUGUGUCGUUCAUUUGCAAACUGUAGCAUUUCUAUAAAACACUAAAUGGAAUAAAAAUCAUAAUGUGAUAAUUGUCAGGUGGCACUUAGGUAAUGACUUGAGAGAAAUUUUGGUCAUAAGGAAUACACCAAAGUAUAGCCAAAUGCAGCAGUUAUAAAUGGUAAAAGAGAAUGCCCUUUUGUAACUAACAGGGUCCUCAUUAGAUGAUUAUUAAUUAGCUUUUUUUUUCCCACAUACUAAUAGAGGAAAGAUACUGGAAAUAUGCAUCCUCCUAUAAUUAAGCCUGAUGUUUCUAAAACUGUUUUUGCUGUGAGACUAUUUUACCUUUAACUUCUCUAAAGAGAGAGAGUACCUUUAUUUAAUGCUAUGCUGCCAUGUGCUGCAGUCCAAUGUUAACCAUAUCAAUAUUGCAUCACCUGUUUAUCACUAAUCCCAAUUAUAGAUGUAUGUGCAACUGAACAUUUCCAAGUUUAUCUUCUAAAUGUGUGUUAUCUAGAACAAAGACAGUGGUCCAGGAGACUGAAUCUGGAUGUAGUGAAUAUUGCCUCGGGUGUCGGGCAGAGUUGGAGGCCAAGGAAGAACUAAAGCAAUCAGCAAAUGUAAACGUAUGUUGUCCAUUGUAAAUGCUUUGUCAUUUGCAGUCUUUUUUUUUAAUACAUCCUAUGGAAAAAGGAUCCAAUACUUUAAAAUGGAAAAGCCACACUUUGAUGGUAAUCCUUAAAAUAGGUAAUGAGAAAUGCAAGAUGAAGCAAUAUUCAUUAAUUUGUUAAUCAAUUCAUUCAUUCAUUCGUUCAUUCAUUUGCUCUGUUUCCCGACCCUGUUACCCUCGAGCUGUUUGAUUUCAAUGUGAUCUGAUCUUUCUUGAGUUUCAGACAAGACUCUUAAGGUGGGAGUUUGCAUGGGGUGAACGAAUAGAGCAAGACAAGAACUGAAAUCAACUCCUCAACACUUCUUUGUGUUUCCUACUAAAAAAACUGAGGACUGUGAAUCCAUUCCUUAUCAAGGCUGCAAAACAAAGCCUGGUAGCCAUUUAAUGAUACAAGCUGAACCAUGUAGAAUGGUGUCUGCUGGUCUGAAGUCAUUGGGAGGGAAACAGUAGUAACAGAAGCAGUUCUUUAUAUAUAUAUAUAUAUAUAUAUAUAACACCUAUAUGAUAACAAGCUUGGUAAAACUAUGGAACAACUAACAUUGUGACACACAUUCUUGCAAUAGGUGAGAAUUGAUCUUUUAUUUGUAACGAGCAAAGGCAAAACUGGAAAACUUGUAUUCAAAGAAAAUGUAUUACUAAUGUUUAUUUUAUAAUCUAAUCAUAACUCUUAAUGUGUGUUGGGCUAUUGUUUUCUAAUGGAUUCUUAUUCAUAACACUUUUUAGUUAUAAAUUCAAAUGCAUAAUAUGCGUUCUGCAGGAAAAGUAUGCAGCACAGUCGAACCCCUCAUUGCAUGGAACAAAGCAAGAAUCGCAGCUAGCCCUCGACCUGAGAUUCAUUUUUCUUAUUUCUUGUGGUCUUAAAGCACUGCGGGUCAGAUUGAUAAGCAUUGCCCCCAGUGAAAGGUUUGCACCAGUUUAGUGUACAGUGAUACAGAACUAACAGAAAACUACAUUAAAACACAGGGUUAUUUAAUAUAACAUUUUGUUAUAUAUAUAUAUAUAUAUAUAUAUAUAUAUAUAUAUAUAUAUAUAUAUAUAUAUAAUUUUUUUUUUUUUUUUUUUUUUUUUUUUAAGGGAGAUGUAAUAUUACAGAAUGUUAUAUUAAAGUGUUUUAGUAGCUCUUUGUGCUUUUAUUGCUGGUUUACUUGAAAUACAGUAAAUGGUUUUGCUCAAAAUGAACAGACCUGGAUUGCACUUUUAAAUUGACUAAUACAUAUCUAUGAGACCUGUGUUUAGUAUUGCUGAGGGCUCUGGUUAUUCUAGAUUGAGCCACGGUGUCUAACAGGUUUGACACUUGGGAGGCUAAUCAGUUUCUUGAAAUGCAACACUCACCAAUGGCUUCUCUUACACAUGGGCUUCACUGGUAGUGUUUGGUCUUUGCCUUGUUGGGAAACCUGCUAGUGUGUGUGUUGGUGUUCUAAAGCAAAGAGUGUCUGGGUUUUCUUCCUCCAAAGUUAAAAUAGAGGCCUUGUUAAUUUCCUGAAGCAAAUGCAUUCAAGAAACUGCUAUUGUUUUGUUGAAGCACACACGUUGACUUUGAAGAGGUGUGUGAUUGAGAUGGGAUCUUUCGAUCUGCUGUAUUAUUGUUCUUCUAAUAAAGUUUUUUUUUUUUUGAAUCUUUAAAAA
Acipenser ruthenus (sterlet) is the source of this 7051-nucleotide messenger RNA. RefSeq names its product adiponectin receptor protein 2-like. The transcript has 8 exons. Gene Ontology annotation, cellular component: plasma membrane. The record is from RefSeq and is a predicted model, not a curated record. Bases 392 to 1477 code for a protein of 361 amino acids. Gene Ontology annotation, biological process: adiponectin-activated signaling pathway. NCBI's taxonomy places the organism in Eukaryota, Metazoa, Chordata, Actinopteri, Acipenseriformes, Acipenseridae. Gene Ontology annotation, molecular function: signaling receptor activity.